CUGUUUUGUACGGGCGCAGAGGGCGAUGCCGGUAGACGCGUACGACCCUGAGAAGGACGAGGUGUAUUGGUGGGUGGUGCUUAGCACUGUGUUAACCUGGAUAUUGGCCGUCGUGGCAGCGGCUGCGGACACAUGGUUUCAAAGCGGCAACUUCAGUCUUGGAGACGAGUGCUACGGCGGCGGCGGCUUCUGCGCCCGGUACGCGACUGCAACCGCAUUCCAAUACAUCGCAACGCUGGCGUGCUCGGCGGCGGUAUUGCUCCUCGCUCUUUCAGCCUUCGCAAAAGGCUACGGGGGCGAAAUCCACUCCCCGGUCGAAGGGGUGAGGGGUGCGGGACAACCGCCACCUUGGCGAAGCGGCCUGAUUUCGUCGCGUGAGCUCGGCAGGGCCGGCGUGUGGGGGUUGCUGGUGUUCACCGUGGCGGAGAUUCUUGUGUUCAUCGUGAUGACGGACCUAAGGAAUCGCGAUUUAUCGGCAAUAAGCCGAGGCGACGCGUACAACUGUGCCAUCACGGCCACCGUGUUCGCGAUCGUGCAGGCGUUCGCCCUGUCGCGACUUCGCGACCACGGCACAUUCAACGGUGGCAUCGUCUACAAGGAGAAUACUGCUCAUGAUGUUGGGCGUUACUGCACUGUAUACAACGCGUAUCACGCCGUAAUCGUCAGCGCGCUGCUCAUUACUUGGCCGUUUGCGGUUGAGGGAGCAGCUGGCAACCAAUGGGUCGGAUCUCCGGUGGCUCUCGCAUUGGGCGGGACUUGCAGAGUCUACUCGAGUGACGACUUCUGCCCUGGAUACUACAUCGCCACCUUGAUCCAGUAUCUGGCCACCGUGGUAUGCUCAUGUGCGGUGGUAGCACUGGCGCUGGCUACCAUGAUCGAACGGCCUGUCGGAUCUCUCGUGCCUGAUGUCCUUCAACGUCAGGAGCUCGUGAAGACCGGAGCCUGGGGGCUCCUGUGUUACGCCGCUACGCAGUUGCUGGCGUUCGCCGUCGUGGCGGGUAUCAAGGAGGAAUGUGAGAAUGUGACGUUGGGGAGAGUUUCCCGCCCGGCGUUUCAAAAGGCCCAAUGUCCCUUGGCCACGACUGCUCUGGCUCGUUUCGGCCCUCAGCAGAACGGGUUCCAAUCGGUUCACUAUUGGAGGACUGCAGCCAGCUCGAUGAUUACGUUCUUGUUUUCCGUGAUCAUUGCUGUCGACGAUGGUUGGCUUCGUGACAGAGGCAAGUUGGACUCCUGCACGAACAGCGACGAGGAGCAUUGCGGAACAUACAAAGCUGCCGUCGACUUCCAGAAGCUCGCUACCUGUUGCUGUUCUUUCGCUUUCGCGAUGCUCGUGGGGUCCGCCAUUGCUCCAACAAAAACGCGAGAGGCGAGCUCCGAAACGUCGACCUACCUGGGCUGGUUGGGAGGGUGCUCACUCGUGCUGUACGCCUUGACGCAGCUCGUCGUUCUCUGCAUGAUGUCAGGGAUUCGGAAUCGAUGUGAGCUGCUCCCCGGCGGUCGUGGCUUCUUUAGCCCGCCUGUGCGCUGUUGGCACCCCGGCAGAAGUUUUUCUGAUCUCUGAAAACGUGAAAGCGUACGUAAGCAGUCUUCAAACAUCGAUAGGUACCUAGCAUUGCCAGAAAACACGACGUGGGAACCGGAUGUAGACGCGGGGUGGGUUCCCUUGUGACCGCGAGCGAGGUUGGUAAGGCAUUCGAUAAGCCCAUUUCGUUUGUGAACUACGAUAACCAAAAAUGAAUGUAGUUAACUCGUUCGUGUACCCGGCCGCAUAGGGAUUCUCUUUAUUACGAGCCCAUUCAUUUAUGCACGCCGUCGUCCUUCUGUCCGGUUCUGCUCGUCGGGGAUGGCCAUGUUCGCCGCUCGCUACGCCCCAAAGACUUCCACGCGAUCCGAUACGGACCCACGCUCGGUUUUGCGCUCUUCACCUCACUCAUGGCAGCUGUUCAGGUGACGAAGCGCCCAGCGGUAGAGCUGGAGGGAGGGUGGUGGUCGUGCCUUACUUUUGGUGGCAACAUCUCGCAACGCUACUGCGAUUGGGCCGCGCCACCUUUUGCUUGAAUACAUAUCAUGCCUGUGCGCAUGAAGCACAGCAUUACAAUUUUCGCAACUCUUGUUGAGACUGUUAACCACAGGGAGGUGGACUAUCACUAUGUAAAUAUGCGAGAGAAUCACAAAUGUUACCCGAUCACAUCGUUUGUCCACCGUUAACUUUUCGUACCGUUGUAGUUCAAGGAUAGAGGCGGUGUCACUGCCUUUUAAAUAGAAUCCAAACAAUUCAUACUCCGAGCACAAGGUUGACGUGGUGCGAUUCAGCGGGUCAAGGUGUUUGACAAGGCACUGCAACCUGUGGUCUCCGUUCUGAAACCAAGAGACCUGUCCAGCGUGUGUACAGCAUGUCGCU
Molecule: messenger RNA, 2401 nt
Organism: Ectocarpus sp. CCAP 1310/34
Lineage: Eukaryota; Phaeophyceae; Ectocarpales; Ectocarpaceae
Source: the annotation of a GenBank genome assembly